Messenger RNA from Desarmillaria tabescens, 480 nucleotides. RefSeq lists its product as uncharacterized. The coding region runs from base 1 to 480 and encodes 159 amino acids. NCBI's taxonomy places the organism in Eukaryota, Fungi, Basidiomycota, Agaricomycetes, Agaricales, Physalacriaceae. The transcript is spliced from 3 exons. The record is from RefSeq and is a predicted model, not a curated record.
AUGUUACUUCGCCUUCUGACUCUCCCCCCGCUUUUCGUUCUUUGUAUCUCCCACUCUCGUGGAGAUCUGAGCGUAAUCACGGCGCUUCGACAUGCUUUCGACGAGUGGCAUGAUACGUUUGCGUCCAUCGAGGGAGCUUGUAAUGCCUUUGCCAGCAACAUUGAUAUUUCUCAUGCCAAGGACUAUGUCAUGUCCGACACCUACGGAAAGUGGGCGUGUGACGCAGCCGUGGAUUCUGUGCCCCUUUUCCAAGGUUUCCUAGAGAGUGUCGUUUCCCGCAAAGAGGAUUUCCAUACUGUAGGAUAUAGUUCCGACGUGUGUCAUCUUCUCAAAGGUAUUGAGAGGGAUCGUUACCCAUUCAACAUGAAGUUCAUGGCUUCAGUUCCGGUCACAUACAAGGAGUGCAUGAAAAACCGUUACGAGACGACUGAGAAAAUGCUUCAGACAGCUGUGGAGGCGUACUGUGAGAACGACUCAUAG